AUGAGUGCACACAAACAGCAAAGAUCGCUGAAGCAUUUGUGCUCGUUUGAUACAGAUCAUGUUAUGGACGAAUCAGGCUAUUUGUCCUUUCAAGCGCUGCACAAUUCAACCGCAUCGGCGCCAUUUUAUUUAUUCGACGCUGACAGCGAAAGUGAAAACUGUCGCAAUGCAGCAAACUCAACACAAAUUACGCACAACACAAAGACUGAUUAUAGGACACCAGGAAGCCAGACGUUCUGGGGCCAGACGCCAGCGGACACAGAUGUUGAGUUGGUAUCGCCGCAACGCAACAAGCGACGCAAGCCGCAGCUGUUGCCUCCACAUAGCAGUCCGAAGAAAUCCAAAAAGCAAUUGUUUCCCGUAGCGGAACGACACUGUCGUACCAAAUACUACAAUGGUCUGGAGAAACUGGACAUUGUGGGCAUGUUGAGCAAUACUCUGCCAGCACUGGAGUGUAUACUGCAACACCUAGACGCGCGCAUGCUGGAUCUAAUGACGCGAGUCUCUACACGCUGGGCACAGGCUGUUUACAAGUGUAAGCAGCCGCAGGAACGACUGCAUCAAUAUCGAUAUAAACAGAGUCUUAGCAAGGAGAACUGGCAAGCAGCUAAACGCGCUUGCAUGCUCAAUAAAAUCACCAAAAACCUUGUGCCAUUAAGAGCAUUCAAUGCCAUAACACCAAAUCAGACGCCGCAGCACAUGUCGUCACAGCAGCAGCUGGAGGAGCAGCAAUCCUUGGUGGAGCAAAUACAACGCAUCAAGUGUCCACGCUGUGGGAAGGCUAGCAAAGUAUAUUGCAGUCAAGCGCCCGCUUCAGCAGCUGCAUGCUGGACACCACAGCCAACCGCACUUUCGCAAACAUUACCACAUCAGUUUAGCUACAGUGCGCCAGUACAGAAGGCACCAGCGCUGCUACGUUUCCAUUCACUGGAUCAGCUUAAGCCCGAACGCGCACAAAAGUUUGGUGAAUGCACCAGUUUCGCUUGCAAGUUUCGCUUCUGCCUGCACUGCUGUUGUGCACCACAUCCUGGAUCAAAGUGUCUGGUUAGCGAGCUAGGCACACCCUCGAAGCUGCUGCAACCAGCUGAGCGUGAACAGCUGACGCCGCCCAAGCGUUCACAGAAAAAAAUUGAUUCCAAGCUCAUACGCAAGAAUUCACUCAAGCGCCUGAACUUUUAAACAUUCUUAAACUUAAGAUUCCAACAAAACAACUGUACCAAUGCUUUUUUUUAACUAGUAUUACUCAGCAUUUUGAACAUCUUUGUAUUAUUAUUACGUUUCGUUAAGUGUAUGCUCAACAUUUCAUUGUACCUCUGUGAGAUUAAUAAGUUGUUAGGCUAAGAUUUUACAAAUUUUUAUGAACAAAA
Molecule: messenger RNA, 1367 nt
Organism: Drosophila busckii
Lineage: Eukaryota; Metazoa; Arthropoda; Insecta; Diptera; Drosophilidae
Gene: Rca1
Exons: 1
Coding region: 1-1179 (392 amino acids)
Biological process (GO): negative regulation of meiotic nuclear division; regulation of mitotic nuclear division
Cellular component (GO): nucleus
Source: RefSeq, a predicted model, not a curated record